Capsicum annuum is the source of this 507-nucleotide messenger RNA. RefSeq lists its product as uncharacterized. The record is from RefSeq and is a predicted model, not a curated record. Bases 1 to 507 code for a protein of 168 amino acids. The transcript has 3 exons. NCBI's taxonomy places the organism in Eukaryota, Viridiplantae, Streptophyta, Magnoliopsida, Solanales, Solanaceae.
AUGUGUGCAUUCAAGGUAUUUCUAUCAGAGAUAGAGCCAAAGAAGGUAACUGAGGCAUUGCUUGAUAUUGAUUGGAUCAUAGCUAUGCAGGAUGAAUUGAACUAUUUUGAGAAAAGCAAAGUAUGGCACUUAGUUCCUCUUCCAAAAGAAAGAUCAAUAAUUGGGACUAAGUGGGUGUACAGAAAUAAAGUUGAUGAGCAUAGAACAGUCACAAGAAACAAGGCAAGACUGGUGGUUCAAGGAUACAAUCAAGAAGAAGGAAUUAACUUUGAUGAGACCUUUUCUCCUGUAGCCAAACUUAAAACUAUAAGACUACUUGUUACCUUUGCUUCUUACAUGGAGUUUAUUUUGUAUCAGAUGGAUGUGAAGAGUGCAUUUCUGAAUGGCAUUCUCAAGGAAAAAGAAAUCUGGUGGACAGGAAAAGAACUACAGGCUGUGUUGGAUAGUGCCAGCGAUGACCUCGUGUAUCCUUCUUUUAUCCACAAUGGAUCUCGUGCUUCUGCUUGA